Molecule: messenger RNA, 1176 nt
Organism: Coniosporium apollinis CBS 100218
Lineage: Eukaryota; Fungi; Ascomycota; Dothideomycetes
Product: serine/threonine protein kinase
Exons: 2
Coding region: 1-1176 (391 amino acids)
Biological process (GO): protein phosphorylation; mitotic DNA damage checkpoint signaling
Cellular component (GO): nucleus
Molecular function (GO): protein serine/threonine kinase activity; ATP binding
Source: RefSeq, a predicted model, not a curated record
AUGAGUUCAGAAAGUACGCCGGAGUCAAUCGCUGCUCUUGCCGCCGACUGGUGCGGCCGUGGCUCGCACGUUGAGUUUGAGACUAAUGAGACCGUCCCCUUGCGGGAAGAAAGAUUCCUGGGGUAUGGCGUUAACGGAGGUGUAUGGGAAACGGCCUGCCAAGGUAUAAAGCUUGCGUGGAAGAGAAGAUAUUGUCGGGGGUUGAUUGGCCCUCAAGAACGGAAAGAAAUCGAGGUGUUGAAGAAAUUGAGCCACCAUCACAUCAUCCAGCUAGUUGGUACCUACUCGCACCGCCAAUUCCUCGGCUUGUUGCUCUGGCCUGUGGCUGUGUGUGAUCUUGGGGUUUUCUUUGAAGACUUCGAGUUGUUCACAUUCAAGUACCUUGAGGGAUCAGAGUCCGAAAAGCUUGGAUCCCACUUUCAAGGCAUGCUUGACCGCUUCGAUCAGCUAAGCAUCGGUACUACACGUUAUGGCAAUAGAAGCAUCAGUCUACUUCUGCAAUGCUUCGGCUGUCUGGCUCAAGCUGUAGCUUACCUCCACAAUGAACGCAUUCGGCACAAGGAUCUCAAGCCAUCAAACAUCCUCCUCUACCACGAUGGCUUACGCUUAACGGACUUUGGGACCUCGACCGACUUCUCAGCGCUAACAGUCAGUGUCACUGACAAUGGGGAGCGCGGAACCCCUAAAUACUUUGCGCCAGAAGUCGCAGCUUUUCAGCCUAACGGUCGGGCAGCCGAUAUUUUCUCCCUUGGGGACAAAUGGUGCGGUUUGAUCGCUGGCGUCGAACCACUCGCUGUGCACUUACUUGCGGAAAUCAAGCUGAUGCUUGCGAUCGAACCCGAGAAGAGACCGGCCGCAGAACAGCUAGUCGAGCAUUUAACCGUUAUCACUUGCUUUAAACCGAGCCGGCGACCGAGUACUCGCGGCACCGCCGUGCUUUUUGGUCCCUGCUGCACUAAAGCCAUCACCACGCUCAGCUCCGCGGCAGUAGCCGUCGAUGGCCUCAAGAAGGAAUUGGAAAGCGUCACCAAGGCGCUGGAGCUCGCCCGGCGGGAUGCAAAGCUCGCUAGAGACGAUGCCAACGCUCUGAGAACGCAAAACGCUGAGCUUGUAAAUAAACUUGCACAGACACGCACCUACGCAGACAAUCUAGGAUCCGCAUUUACUGAGGGAUAG